GGUUGAGAGAGAGAUAGAUAGAUAUCGGCCAAAGAGAAGAGAAGAGAAAGAGAAAGAGGAAGAGGAAGCCCAACCAACCCCAGCACAGAGAGCAGACAGAGACGCAGAGAGAGGGAGAGGAUGUCGGCCAUGGAGACGGACGCCCCCGACGCGCCGCCGCCGGCCCCCGCCGCCGACGCCGGCGCCGGGUCGUCGUCCCGCAAGCCGGGCAAGCGCUUCGAGAUCAAGAAGUGGAACGCCGUCGCGCUUUGGGCGUGGGACAUCGUGGUGGACAACUGCGCCAUCUGCCGCAACCACAUCAUGGAUCUAUGCAUCGAGUGCCAGGCCAACCAGGCCAGCGCCACCAGCGAGGAGUGCACCGUCGCAUGGGGUGUCUGUAAUCAUGCUUUCCACUUCCACUGCAUCAGCAGGUGGCUCAAGACUCGCCAAGUGUGCCCACUAGACAACAGCGAAUGGGAGUUCCAGAAAUACGGCCACUAGACCACCCUCUGCCGCCGCUGCCCAGCGGCGGCAUGUUACUUGCCUACUACCACCCCACCGGAAGCCCAGGACUAUCUCUUGUCGAACGUCGCUAUCUCCAGCUACUUUAGAACAUUUGCAUCUACAUCUCAGUGUUUGAUGAGUUUGUAUAAAGGAUUCAUGUACUUGCACAUCUAAUGCUAUCGUAUCGUAUUAAGGGAUUCCCCCAUUAAAUUUA
Triticum aestivum (bread wheat) is the source of this 697-nucleotide messenger RNA. RefSeq names its product RING-box protein 1. The coding region runs from base 121 to 480 and encodes 119 amino acids. The transcript has 5 exons. The record is from RefSeq and is a predicted model, not a curated record. Gene Ontology annotation, molecular function: zinc ion binding. NCBI's taxonomy places the organism in Eukaryota, Viridiplantae, Streptophyta, Magnoliopsida, Poales, Poaceae.